AUUGCCCGUAUAUCUGAUUUUUCGUUGUCAACAAUGUCUUGUCCAAAUCUCGAUCACAUCGUCAUUCUCAUCCCUCAUGACGAUCUCCUCACUCUAUCCGACCGCCUCCAACCUUACUUCGUUAUAGCGCCAGGCGGGACCCAUGCCGAUGGAUUGACCUCGAAUAAAUUGAUUCUCCUCCCGGACGGAGUCUAUAUCGAAUUCAUCGCCUUCGCCAAGGAUGCCGAUCCCGAGCAGCGCCGAAAGCAUCGCUGGGGAAAUCUAAAAGAAAACACCAUCAUCGACUGGGCCCUCACAUUGCCGAGCGAGAGCGACUUCGCUGCUGUCCAGCAGCGAGUUCUCGACUCGAGAGCUGGUUUUUCCUAUCAAGAUCCGAUUCCCGGAGGUCGAAAGAGGGAGGACGGAGUCACCUUGGAAUGGGCCAUCAGUGCUGCGAGAGACGCCCAAGGCAACGCAAUCAUCCCAGGGCAUUUGCCGUUUUGGUGCCUCGACAGAACGCCUCGGCCCUUGCGGGUGCCCUACCAGGAGCAGCUCGAGCUGACCCAGCAUCCCAGUAGGGUGUUAGGAAUAUCUUCGGUCUCUGUGUCUGUUCCGGAGGCACAGGUUUCCGAUCUAGCGACAGUAUACGAUGCGAUCUACACCUCGGAGGGCUCGACGGGGUUGGCGCCUCGAAAUUGGCAUUAUGAGGUUCCCGCAGGAUUGCACGAAGGAAGGCGCACUAUCUCGCUGUCUGCGAAUAAAGGGGAAGCAGCCGUCACGCUCACCUUGUAUGGAGAAAUGCAAUGGGAAGUUGAACUUCUGCCCGGGCUUAUAGUUGCGGUUGAGCGAGUAUAG
Messenger RNA from Aspergillus pseudotamarii, 834 nucleotides. Its product is annotated as VOC family protein. Bases 34 to 834 code for a protein of 266 amino acids. The record is from RefSeq and is a predicted model, not a curated record. Lineage: Eukaryota; Fungi; Ascomycota; Eurotiomycetes; Eurotiales; Aspergillaceae. The transcript has a single exon.